AUGGAGGCAUGGACAUUCAAUAAGGAUUUGUGGGAGCGCAGUGGUGGCUACCUAGUGCCGUUCACCGACUCGGACUUAAAAUACUUGACCGUCGCCGCGUCCCACACCGUUGCGACCGUGAGGUGUGCGAUGUACGGUGCCAAGGGCAUCAAUCCUGAGAUCUGCAUGUCCGACGGCACGAUUUCUAAAGAUUUGGUUCUGGGCAAGGCGUCGUCCUACAGCAUCCCGAUGACCCAGGGGAUGCGCUUCCUCGUGAUCAAGUGGGAAGUGAAGGAGAAGUUUGAGGGCUUAGCAUCUCUGUUGCAGGAGGCGUUCAACGAGACGCACGCUUCGUACCGCCACGAGUCCAAGAUGCAAACGUUGCAGCGUAUCCACAAGGUCCUUGAAGUGGAGCGGGGGGGGGACGGCCCUUUCCUGACUGAGAUCGUCAACUACUCCAAGUGCAUCGGCGACGAGAGGAAGGACGUCUCGACGAAGACCUUCACGGCGCUGGCGGGCGCCCAGCUGGCCUGCGCCCCACGGUGGAUCGUAGCAUGCUUGAAGGCGUGCCUCGUUGCACCAGAUACGUUUUGCAAAGACGGAGUGUCUAACAUGAUUACUGGCAGCGACCUCGCCGAGCUGCAGCACACGGGCAAGAAGCACGUGCAGGUCAUGGCGUGCGACGUCGUCUUUGGGGAGGUGGACGCGUUCAUGAAGACGAUCACUGGUUUAGCGGCCGUGGCAGCCGCCAAACUUGCAGGCGAUUUUCAAGUUCGUUGCGUGAUGAUGGUUAUGGCCAAAAAGGCAAAGGGGCGGAAGGUAUACGGAACCCUGGACGAGAUCAAGGCCAAGUUCAUUGAGGAGCUGUGCAUCGCGUGCCCACUUGCUGCCAAUGUGACGCCCCCCUGGACCACGGAAAAGGACACUACCAACGCUGCUGCCCCUUCGGGCGGCUUCGUCGAGUACGUCCAGUCUGCUGGUGGGCAGAUGGUCGUCGACGGCAAGGUGAUUACCGACCUCGGCUUCGACGUCGGCGUCUUGGUGAAGGCGCAGUCGGGCGACGACGGCAUCUACAAGAUCGUCGAGAUCAAGGGCUGCGAGGUCAAGCUUUCCAAGGACACCGAUGCCCCGAAGGGCAAGUGCAAGGGCAAGGGGAAGGGGAAGGCCAAGCCCAUCACGAUCACCACGAGCAAGCUCAUGGAUGAGUAUAAGGUGCACGUGGAGUCCGAGAAGUUCGAGAUUAAGGUGGACCCCGCGAACGCCCAGCAGAACCCCAUGAGGCACAAGGACCUCGGCUCCGAGAUGCUGAAGUCGCAGGCGCGCUCUCUCUCUCUUGCGCCGCCGCGGCUUGGGCCAAGAUAG
Molecule: messenger RNA, 1341 nt
Organism: Prorocentrum cordatum
Lineage: Eukaryota; Dinophyceae; Prorocentrales; Prorocentraceae
Source: the annotation of a GenBank genome assembly